AUGGAUAACUAUCAGAGAAUAGAAAAAGUCGGAGAAGGUACCUAUGGUGUCGUCUACAAAGCCCGCGACUUGGGCCACAGCGGUCGCAUCGUCGCCCUCAAAAAGAUUCGUCUCGAGACCGAAGACGAGGGUGUCCCCAGCACCGCCAUCCGCGAGAUUUCCGUCUUGAGAGAGCUCAACCAUGCAAAUGUCGUCAGCCUCUUGAAUAUUGUCCAUGCAGACGGACACAAGCUCUACCUCGUCAUGGAAUUUCUCGACCUGGAUCUCAAAAAGUACAUGGACUCCCUGCCCGUCACCGACGGAGGUCGCGGGAAGCCCCUGCCCACUGGAACCGCCACCGUCAUCCGCAAUCUGGGAAUGAGCGACAAGGUCGUCGAAAAGUUCAUGCUCGAUUUGUGCCAGGGAAUUAAAUACUGUCACUCGCGUCGCAUAUUGCAUCGCGACCUGAAGCCCCAGAACCUGCUUAUUGACAAGGAAGGAAACCUCAAGUUGGCUGAUUUCGGUCUGGCUAGAGCCUUUGGUGUUCCCUUGAGAAGCUAUACGCACGAGGUUGUCACUCUCUGGUACCGCGCUCCCGAGGUCUUGCUUGGUGGACGACAGUACUCCACUGGUGUCGAUAUGUGGUCUGUCGGAACCAUCUUCGCCGAGAUGUGCUCCCGAAAACCUCUUUUCCCCGGCGAUUCGGAGAUUGACGAAAUCUUCAAGAUCUUCCGAACCCUCGGAACACCCGAUGAAGACGCAUGGCCCGGUGUCACUGCCUAUCCUGACUUCAAGCCCUCUUUCCCCAAGUGGCAACGUGACUUUUCCACUCCCUUGUGCCCCAACUUGAACGAACAGGGUCUCGAGCUACUCGACUACCUACUCAUCUGCGACCCUGUUACUCGUAUUUCUGCCAAGGCAGCCCUGAACCACCCCUACUUUGACGACAUUCUUGGACGCAAGGAAGAAGAAUAA
Molecule: messenger RNA, 954 nt
Organism: Fusarium pseudograminearum CS3096
Lineage: Eukaryota; Fungi; Ascomycota; Sordariomycetes; Hypocreales; Nectriaceae
Exons: 4
Coding region: 1-954 (317 amino acids)
Biological process (GO): G1/S transition of mitotic cell cycle; protein phosphorylation; regulation of gene expression
Cellular component (GO): nucleus; cytoplasm; cyclin-dependent protein kinase holoenzyme complex
Molecular function (GO): ATP binding; cyclin binding; cyclin-dependent protein serine/threonine kinase activity
Source: RefSeq, a predicted model, not a curated record